GCCGCACAUGAAGGCUGUCAGCGGAGUUGGUGCUGUAGCUUAACUUAGCCUAACUCCAAAAUAAUGUCUCAGCCGCCUCCUAAACCGUGGGAAAGACGAAUUCCCGGAGCUAUAACAGCUCCACUGAACUAUCGGUCUACAGACUUUGCUGCAGCGUCAGUGGGUGGACCUCCAGCAUCAGGCCCACCAAUCUUAACACGUGUGCCACCUCCAGUCCCUCCACGGCCUGUCCAGCAGAACUAUCGUCCGGCCUACAGCUCCUUCCCCUCCUCCUAUAGCCCCUACAGCUAUGGUGGAGGCUACAGCCCCUACAGUUACGGCGGAUACGGCCUGGGAGGCGGUUUGGGCUACAGCCGCUUCCGUCUGGAGGACGUACCACCCAGCCGCUUUGUCCAGCAGGCGGAGGAGAGCAGCCGGGGCGCAUUUCAGUCCAUCGAGAGCAUUGUGCAUGCCUUCUCUUCAGUCAGCAUGAUGUUGGACGCCACCUUCUCGGCUGUCUACAACAGCUUCCGUGCUGUGCUGGAUGUGGCCAACCACUUCUCCCGUCUACGCGUCCACUUCACUAAAGUGCUCUCUGCCUUCGCCUUGGUGCGCACUCUGCGCUACCUUUAUCGCCGCAUUCAGAGGAUUUUGGGAUUACGGCCAGACAUGGACGCUGAGGAUCUGUGGGCGGACAGUGUGGUGACGGCUGCUGGGGCCAGAGGACCAGGCCUGGACGAUUCAAGAGCAAACUCUGUGAAGUCUUGGCCCAUUUUUUUGUUUCUUGCUGUGGUUUUUGGAGGGCCGUACCUGAUCUGGAAGCUGCUAAGAUCUGAGGAGAGCGCAGAGGAGAGCGGCACUAACUGGGCAAGCGGUGAGGAUGACCAUGUGGUGGCUCGAGCUGAGUAUGAUUUCACAGCUGCUUCUGAGGAGGAGAUCUCCCUUCAGGCAGGACACAUGCUCAGUCUGGCUCCCAAGGAGCAACAGCCGAGGGUGCGUGGCUGGCUGUUGGCCAGUGUGGAUGGACAGACCACGGGACUCGUCCCAGCUAAUUACGUCAAAGUCCUGGGCAAGCGAAGGGGCAGGAGGCAGGCAGAGCUGGAGAGGCUGGCCCAGAUGCAGCAGGGUCAGCAGGUUCUACAGCCAGAACGAGGUCUGGUUACAGCCUCUGCGGGAAGUCCAGACCCGGAAGAGCUGCUGGAGUCUGUGUAUACCGAAACACCUGUACCACACACAAACUUAUCUAACACUGCUGCCACAGACACUGUGCUGGAGACUGCAGAGAAAAUAGAUUUAUGAGUGUUUAUGCACAUGUAGGGAGAGUCUGUUUGUGGCUGCGUGAACAACCCGUUCAAGGACAUUACGUCUCAUCAACAAAAACAUUAGCACGCAUCUUUUCUUUUUUUAAUACAUGAUAACACAUCCCUUUCUCCUCAAUAAGAGCCGAUAUCCCAUAAGGAUUACACCAGUCUCCUGAGGGAGCACUUGUCUAUUCUAGUCUAUUCUAGUCUAGUCAAACUGGGUUAACUUUUUAGGCAUUUCCUCCCUUCCAUCUGCUGUUCCAGAUUGAGGGAUUGAGGUCCAGUGAUUUUGGACAGUCACGUUUUCUCAGUCUAUCCCAGUCACAAACAAACACGCUACAUUACAAUGUGUGAGUCUUGUGUUCUGCUCUGAGUGGACUAGAAUGGACACAAAGUGUCUCGGGGGACUGGUGUAAUCCAUGGUGCAGUUAUUGAGGCAGUUGGUGUUUUGCCAAGUAUUAGAGAAGAAAUUAUACUAUUUUUUUGUCCAGAGACCUCAUGAAAGAGCAUCUUUAUGUGUGAAUAGCUCUGAAAACUCCAUCAGUUGGAGAACAUUUGGAAACAUGGCGAUAACUCGACUGGACUGAUGAUCUUUAAACUUAGAAUCAGGGCUGCACGACAUGGACAGAAUGCUAGUAUUGUGAUUGUAUUGGUGGAUGUUCUUCAAUACAAGUAAAACAGAUGGAGAAUCAGUUUUGUGACAUGGUUAAAAAAUUGGCCUGCAUUAUUUUGACCACACUAGUUAAUGAAUGAUUCAUAAAAAUGGGCAUAGAAACCCAUCUGGGGCUAUGAUUGGUCAGGAUGUACAUGCUCUGAUUGUUUAGAAGAGUAAUUUAUAACAUCUUGUCAUAACAGUACUGCAAAGGCCAAUAUUGUGACAGUGAUUCACAAGUGAUACAUUAUGUAGUCCUAGUUUCAUAGAAAGAAUCCUUUUAAUUUUAUUCAUAUCUAUAAAUAAAAGUCUAAUGUUGACGAAAGGUUAAUGUUCAGUGCAAACAAGUGAAUGAUGGCACUGCUUUUAGUGCAGACCAGUCUGAUCUGCUGACAAAUUUGGAGAGGAGAAUGCAAAAGCAGAAUAUGUUCUCAAAUCUAAUCCUGAUUAUAGCUUUAAAAGGAAAAGCAUGUUAGAUAAGCAGGUGUUGUCCUGGUUUUAGUAUGCCAUACUUUAUUCAUCUAAGUCAUCUAAGCUAAGUCCCAUUGAAUGUAAGUUCUGUUCGGUUCGUUCUCAAGCUUGCUAUGCGGUUCAACAUUUUGAAGGUCACUUCUGGCAUAUUUGCAGGUACUGACCUUACAUGUAAUUUAUGUUAAUGUAAGAAUAUCUAUCAUUGUAGACUUUAAAGUGUAUUUCAGCAACAAGAGGUUUGAGUAAAUGGGCGUAUCGUUCAUUAUGAGAUUUGUUUAUUGCUUUUAAUGAGAGCAUCUCUGGUAAACCUAAUAAACUUUUAGAUAAAAUUCAAAUGUUUUCUGUUAAUUGAUAACUGUUAUUGAGAACAUGCUUGGGCUAGACUGUGAGGUGGACAUUCUGGCUGCCUUUGAUAACUGUUCUAAUCAUGUUUCUGCACAAAAGUAGGCUGUUAUGGAUUCCAGCAGAUUGGAAAGCUCGUGUCUUUUUUCCUUAAUUAUGUAAUGGUUUUGUUUGUGCACUGUUAUGGUCUAAUAAUUAACAUACAUGUGUAAAUAUAAGGAAUUAUUUUGACAAUAAAAUAUUUUCAGAAAUCG
This is a messenger RNA of Pygocentrus nattereri (red-bellied piranha), 2999 nucleotides long. RefSeq names its product peroxisomal biogenesis factor 13 (gene pex13). NCBI's taxonomy places the organism in Eukaryota, Metazoa, Chordata, Actinopteri, Characiformes, Serrasalmidae. Gene Ontology annotation, cellular component: peroxisome; peroxisomal membrane; peroxisomal importomer complex. The record is from RefSeq and is a predicted model, not a curated record. The transcript is spliced from 4 exons. Gene Ontology annotation, molecular function: protein binding. The coding region runs from base 64 to 1278 and encodes 404 amino acids. Gene Ontology annotation, biological process: protein import into peroxisome matrix, docking.